UCACACUGGUUAUAUGCUCGAACGUCGUGUCGUCGCCGUUCAGUGUUUUUAACCAUUUCACAUAUUUUCGUUUAAAAAACCCAACGAAGUGUAUUUUAUUGCAUGCAACUAUUAAAAGUACAACACUAAAAACAAGCGUUAUGAUUUGAAUACAAAGUUUCUAUUCAAUAUCGAUAGCAAAGAGCAGAAAGAUAGAGGGAGAUAGUGCUCGCUCGUUCGCUAUAAAAGCACAGUUAUUUUGGCAUCAGGUGUUGGAAGUGUGAACAGCAUACAUAUAUGUAUAUAUAUAUAAUUUUUGGAGCAAAAGUAAACAAACCAAACGAAACGAAAAAUAACGAAAGAACGCGACGUGCGUUGGUCGUCUGUCUGUGUGCGUGCGUAUGCGUUUAGUAUAUGUGUGUGUGCGUGUGUGUGUGACUCUCAACUCUGACGGGCGACAACAACAACAUCAUCUACAAACUGAUAUACUAAACUCUGCAAUAACAAUAACAACAACAACAACAGCGCUUAACGAGUGAUUCAACGGAGACAAGAACAACUACAACUACGCAAAAUAUGUCGGAUUCGUAUUAUCAGGGCGAAUAUAUAAAACAUCCAGUUCUAUACGAGCUCAGUCAUAAAUAUGGCUUCACAGAGAACCUGCCCGAGAGCUGUAUGUCCAUACGCCUCGAGGAGAUCAAGGAGGCCAUACGGCGCGAGAUACGCAAAGAGCUGAAGAUUAAAGAGGGCGCCGAAAAGUUGCGCGAGGUCGCCAAGGAUCGCCGUUCGCUCAGCGAUGUCGCCGUGCUGGUCAAGAAGAGCAAAAGCAAACUGGCCGAGCUCAAGUCGGAGCUGCAGGAACUCGAAAGUCAAAUACUGCUAACAUCCGCCAAUACGGCGGUCAAUAGCAAUGGUCAAGAAUCGAUUGCCUUCAGCCUUGAUGGCAGCGGCGUUGCCCAGCUCGGCGGAGCUGUUGGCGGCAUGGGCGGGAACAAUGCGAUGGCUGGCGGCGGUAGUGGACCGGCGACGGCCAAUGACAAGGUGCUGGCCUCGCUGGAGAAGCAGCUGCAGAUCGAGAUGAAGGUGAAGGCGGGCGCCGAGAACAUGAUACAAUCGCUGGGCAUUGGCUGCGACAAGAAGCUGCUCGCCGAGGCGCACCAAAUGCUGGCGGACUCGAAAGCCAAGAUUGAGUUUUUGCGCUUGCGCAUCAUCAAAGUCAAACAGAAUCGCGAGCAGGCGGAUCGCCUGAAGGCCGCACUCCAGCUAACAGAUGAGCAUGGUGUCCUGAUAGCGGGCGGUGGCACUGGUAUCGGCAGCAUGCAGCCGCAGAGCCUGGAGACAACGCUGGAGGAGCGCAUCGAGGAGCUGCGUCAUCGGUUGCGCAUCGAGGCAGCGGUCGUUGAUGGAGCCAAGAAUGUCAUACGCACGCUGCAGACGGCGAAUCGUGCGCCAGACAAGAAGGCGCUGCAGGAGGCGCACGGCCGUUUGUCGGAAUCAUCGCGUAAACUUGAUCUCUUGCGCUACUCCUUGGAGCUGCGACGCCAGGAGCUGCCCACGGACUCGCCCACUGCCCAGCUGCUCAAGCAGGAGCUGCAGAUUGUGCAGCAGUCGACAUCGCCGGCGCCUGUACACUACACAUCGCUGCAGUCUGGACCGGGCGGCCUGCUCGGUGGCAAGUCGUAUCAAUCCGUAUCAUCGUUGGGCCGCUGCGCCAGCGUCACGGGCAAGCUGGAGGUGCGCCUGAUGGGCUGUCAGGAUCUGUUGGAGGAUGUGCCUGGGCGCUCGCGUCGCGACAAAGACAAUAGCUCCAGUCCGGGUGAUCUGCGCAGCUUUGUCAAGGGCGUCACCUCGCGCAGCAGCUCCAAGAGCUAUUCGGUGAAGGAUGAGACAUCGAUUGAAAUUAUGGCUGCCAUUAAGCUGGACAACAUUACCGUGGGACAGACCUCCUGGAAGCCAUGCUCACAGCAGGCCUGGGAUCAGCGCUUCUCCAUCGAUCUAGACCGCUCCCGGGAGCUGGAGAUUGGCGUCUUUUGGCGCGACUGGCGCUCCCUGUGCGCUGUGAAGGUGCUGCGCCUGGAGGAGUUCAUUGACGAUGUGCGUCACGGCAUGGCGCUGCAGCUGGAGCCGCAGGGCUUGCUCUUUGCCGAGAUCAAAUUUCUUAAUCCGAUGAUCUCGCAAAAGCCCAAGCUGCGACGCCAGCGCAUGAUCUUCAAUCGCCAGCAGGCCAAGAAUAUACCGCGCGCCAAGCAAAUGAACAUCAAUGUGGCCACCUGGGGCCGUUUGCUCAAGCGCAAUGCACCGAAUCAUGUACACAUGGGCACUGGCAGCAAUGCAGCUUCUAUCACUGGUCGCGGCUCCUCGCCGUUGCCCAGCAGCGCCGCCUCGCGAGGCUCGGAGUCGCCCAUAUCGCGGACGCCCUCCUCAGAUGCGCUGGCCAUCGAACCUGAACCGUAUUCGCCGGGCGAACAGGCCCAGAACAUGGAAUUCGAUCCGGAUGCAGGUCUGCACGAGCACGUCGAGACGCCUGGCGAGUAUCCGGAUCCCGCUGCUAGCGGCUUGAGCGGCCUGCGUCCGCUCUCCAUGCACAUGCAGGGCAUCAGUGUGCUGCCGCCAGAGACGCCGCCGCCGCCACAGCCAGCGUCGAGCAGCGUCAUCGCCCCCAAUGCGGCUAGACCCAAUUCGCUAAGCCUGCAAAUGCCCGGCAAGACGCCGCCCGGACGCACUGCCGCGCCCACCACAGCGCCGCCGCCGCCGCCUGUGCUGAAGUCUGUGACGCCAGUGCUGGAUCAGGAGUUGCAGGACGCGUUGCAUGAAUUUGACUUCCUUUCCGAAAUGGAAUCACAUCCAAACACGCUGCGCCGCCUGCUGCACACACAACAGUCGCCCGGCUGGCCCAUGGAGCAGCUGCAGCUCGAACAGGAGCUGCUCGAGAAGCUGCAACAGCAGCGGGAGCAACAGCAAAUGGAUCAGCAGCCGCCGGGCAGACAGCAUCCGCGCCUGGCCAAUUUCUUGGAUCGCACGGCAACGCUGCAGAUCGUGCAGAUACAGACCGUAAUGCCCAUGCAAGAGUCGCCGCCAGCGCCCCCUGAACCCGAACCCGAAUCUGAACUAACCACCAAUGUUCUGCCGCCCGCCAGUCGCCAUACUCACCAUGACCAGCAGCAGCACAGGCUAAGCGCAAGCGAGCUUUCCUUACCAAUACGCAACCCGUUUCAGUUCCAGCUGCCCGAGAAGCCGCCUCCAGCUGCUUCAGUUGUGCCCAAACAUUCGCCAACUCCGUCAAGGGGCGCCACCUCGGCGGUGGAGCAGCAAAUGCAUCGUCCAGUGUUGACGCUGCCGCCGGUGGUGCUCCUUGGCGGCCGGCGUGCGGAUGAUGAGGAGACCAUGCCCUCCUCGCCACUGGUCGAGUAUCCCGAGGAUGAUGAUGAGUAUUUGUACAGCGGUGGGCUGCAGUCCAGCCACAGUUCCAGUGCCGGCGAUCGUUUCUGUGUGGAGGCAAAAAUCAAUCUUGUACAUAUAACCAUCGAACCCCUUGAAGCGUCACCAACACCCAGCAGCAACAGCAGCAGCAGCAAAAGCGGCAGCAACAGCAGCAGCGGCAGCUGCCUCAUAGAGGAUGCCACAGCGGAGCCUAUGGCUAUCGAAAGUGUUUUAAUAGAAAGCGUUGAGUCUGUUCAACCGCUCGACGAGGUCAUACCGCAGCUGGGCAAGCUCUAUGUGGGCACACAGCAGCAGCAGCAGCAGCAGUCGGCCUAUGUGCAGUCCUCGCCCAUUAUACAGGAGCCGCCCACGCCCACCAUUUAUGGCAACAGCGCUGCGGCCGUCGUUGCACCACAAUUCCCGCAGCCCGCACAGCGCCAGGACAAACAACAACAACAACAGCAGCAGCAGCAGCAACAACAACAACCCAUCUAUGCCAAUCAAUACGAGCUGAAUGUGGCCAAGGCCACGGCAGCGGGCGCCUCAACCAGCGGCCGGCGGAAUGUGGCACGUGGCCUGCAGUAUCGCGAGCCAGCCGGCUAUGAGGCGCUGCGUGCUGGUCAAGCGCCACCAAAUGCUGGCAUGUUGUCCAUGGACAAUUUCCGGCUGUUGAGCGUGCUGGGGCGCGGACACUUUGGCAAGGUGAUAUUGUCGCAGCUGCGCAGCAACAAUCAGUACUAUGCCAUCAAGGCGCUCAAGAAGGGCGACAUUAUCGCCCGCGACGAGGUCGAGUCGCUGCUCAGCGAGAAGCGCAUCUUUGAGGUGGCCAAUGCCAUGCGGCAUCCGUUCUUAGUCAAUUUGUAUUCGUGUUUCCAGACAGAGCAACACGUCUGCUUUGUUAUGGAAUACGCCGCCGGCGGUGAUCUGAUGAUGCACAUCCACACAGAUGUGUUUUUGGAGCCGCGAGCUGUGUUCUAUGCGGCGUGUGUGGUGCUGGGUCUGCAGUAUCUGCACGAGAACAAGAUCAUCUAUCGGGAUCUGAAGCUGGAUAACUUGCUGCUCGACACGGAUGGCUAUGUCAAGAUUGCCGAUUUCGGUUUGUGCAAGGAGGGCAUGGGCUUUGGCGAUCGCACUGGCACAUUCUGCGGCACGCCCGAGUUUCUGGCGCCCGAGGUGCUAACGGAGACUUCAUAUACACGCGCCGUCGACUGGUGGGGACUCGGUGUGCUCAUCUUUGAGAUGCUGGUGGGCGAGUCACCUUUUCCCGGCGACGAUGAAGAGGAAGUCUUUGAUUCAAUUGUUAACGAUGAGGUGCGCUAUCCGCGUUUCCUCUCACUGGAGGCCAUAGCCGUCAUGCGUCGGCUGCUGCGCAAGAAUCCGGAGCGUCGGUUGGGCUCAUCGGAACGCGAUGCGGAGGAUGUCAAGAAGCAGGCGUUCUUCCGCUCCAUCGUUUGGGACGAUUUACUGCUGCGUAAAGUCAAGCCACCAUUUGUGCCCACCAUUAACCAUUUGGAGGAUGUCUCGAACUUUGAUGAGGAGUUUACGUCGGAGAAGGCGCAGCUAACGCCGCCAAAGGAGCCGCGACACUUAAGCGACGAGGAGCAGUUGCUUUUCCAGGACUUUUCAUAUACGGCCGAGUGGUGUUAAUGCUUCACCCCCUCUCUUAGACUUAAUGCAACGGCCCGGGGCCUAGCUCAGUUAAAUAAGUUGAAUAAUGCUUUUAAACAUGUGCAGCGAGUUGUUUAGCCACAUGAGAAUUCGAGGAUGAAACCCGAUAUAUAGAUAUAUAUCUGUAGUAAAUAUAUUGUAUAAACCUUGUGCAUGUUGCUCAGAAGCAUUGACCAAAUUGCCUAGAAUAUUCUACAUAAAUGUAAACCUGCAUCCAUCAAUCAUAUACAUACAUAUAUCGAUCAUGUAUACAUUAUAUCAAGUCAUCGACAGCUGCUAAAUUAAUAUAUAUACAUAUAUAUAUAUAUAUACACCCAACUCAUUGUCACGGAGGGGUUAACAAAUUGUGAAUUGUAUUUCGUUUCGGUUGAUAUUUUCCUAAUCAAAUAUAUUGAACAGUCUGACGAACCUUUGGAAAGCCUUAAAUGCAACGUUGUAGAAUUUUUGGACAGAUUUUUGUUAUCAUAAAGAAAAGAAAGCCAGGUUCUAUAUUUUGUAUAGAUGUUAAAUGAGAAAGAAAGAGAACGAUAUGUAUACACAGCUAUUUUACAAGCGCCAGUAGAUGAGUUUUAGGGCAGAAAACAAACACAUACACACACACA
Molecule: messenger RNA, 5669 nt
Organism: Drosophila montana
Lineage: Eukaryota; Metazoa; Arthropoda; Insecta; Diptera; Drosophilidae
Gene: Pkn
Product: serine/threonine-protein kinase N
Exons: 12
Coding region: 556-5046 (1496 amino acids)
Biological process (GO): signal transduction; protein phosphorylation
Cellular component (GO): nucleus; cytoplasm
Molecular function (GO): protein serine/threonine kinase activity; ATP binding; small GTPase binding
Source: RefSeq, a predicted model, not a curated record